Messenger RNA from Chaetomium fimeti, 1168 nucleotides. Its product is annotated as 60S ribosomal protein L16. The coding region runs from base 159 to 767 and encodes 202 amino acids. NCBI's taxonomy places the organism in Eukaryota, Fungi, Ascomycota, Sordariomycetes, Sordariales, Chaetomiaceae. The transcript has 6 exons. Gene Ontology annotation, cellular component: cytosolic large ribosomal subunit; ribosome. Gene Ontology annotation, molecular function: mRNA binding; structural constituent of ribosome. The record is from RefSeq and is a predicted model, not a curated record. Gene Ontology annotation, biological process: translation; negative regulation of translation.
UCAGGCCACAAUCAGCACUCGCUUGCCGACCUCCACCCGCUCCGAAUUCGGCCUAGCGCAUUCUCGCCGGGUUGGCUGCACAAGGCCAAUUUUCAGCACACACAAAAAAGUCGAAGAACGACCAUCAACCAUCACAAGGCCCAGGUCAUCACGCCAAAAUGUCUUCGUUCGAGUCUGUGGUCGUGAUCGAUGGCAAGGGCCACUUGCUUGGCCGCCUGGCCAGCAUUGUCGCCAAGCAGCUCCUCAGUGGCCAGAAGAUUGUCAUCGUCCGCUGCGAGGACCUCAACAUCUCCGGCGAGUUUUUCCGCGCGAAGCUCAAGUACCACGCCUACCUCCGCAAGGCCACCCGGUACAACCCCACUCGCGGUGGUCCCUUCCACUUCCGCGCCCCCUCCCGCAUUUUCUACAAGGCCGUCCGCGGCAUGAUGCCCCACAAGACCGCCCGCGGUGCCGCCGCCCUUGAGCGCCUCAAGGUCUUCGAGGGUGUCCCGCCCCCCUACGACAAGAAGAAGAAGAUGGUUGUUCCCCAGGCCCUCCGUGUCCUGAGACUGCAGCCCGGCCGCAAGUACUGCACCGUCGGUCGUCUCAGCCACGAGGUCGGCUGGAAGUACCAGGACGUUGUCGAGAGGCUCGAGGAGAGGCGCAAGGCCAAGGGCGCCGCCUACUACGAGCGCAAGAAGCUUGCCGCGAGGCAGCUCACCGAGGCGAAGAAGACCGCGACGGUCGACACGAAGACGACCGAGGCCCUCCAGGCCUUUGGCUACUAGAGAUAGUGGCCGACUCGCACACCUCCUUGUCCUUUAUGCGAUUUCCCUCUAGAUUGGCGCGGUGGUUCGGGGCAUCAACUUCAUUUGCGUGGAUGGUGGGGAUAGGCAAUGGCUAUCUGACUCGCUGUGCGUCCCAGGCUUGGGACCUCAUAAAUACAUGAGAUCAACCAAUGGAGACCGAGGUUGCAUGGGACGAAGACAGCAGAAAACGAAAUACCCGGCUCUGGCGGCAAGGCUUCGUGAUGUUGUUGGGCAGAGGCGCUGUUAAGUCAGGCCUCUCGAAAUGACCGCCGAAUGCCUCGGCCAGUGCCCCGCUCAUGCUGAAUAAAUGACCAUAAUCUGUACCAGCGCCAGUUAGUUGUGAAUGCAAAGGGACGAGCCCGGGUGGGCUGGUGAAACCA